Phragmites australis (common reed) is the source of this 1983-nucleotide messenger RNA. Its product is annotated as BAG family molecular chaperone regulator 1-like. The record is from RefSeq and is a predicted model, not a curated record. Gene Ontology annotation, cellular component: cytoplasm. Bases 509 to 1477 code for a protein of 322 amino acids. Gene Ontology annotation, molecular function: adenyl-nucleotide exchange factor activity; protein-folding chaperone binding. NCBI's taxonomy places the organism in Eukaryota, Viridiplantae, Streptophyta, Magnoliopsida, Poales, Poaceae. Gene Ontology annotation, biological process: protein stabilization. The transcript is spliced from 3 exons.
AAGUAACUUUCGUUGGUGAAUGGUUAGAUGCCAAUGGGGAUAUGAUUUGAUUAGACAAGGGUCAUCUGUGUCCUGUUGUUCCAACCUCCAGUUGUACUAGAGCCCCACACUUGUUUAAUCACAAGGUGGCUUGCUUAUUGCUUGCUUCGUUUUAUCAGGAUAAAUAUUCUGCUGCCCUGCCCUGCCCUGCCAUGGCCCGUAGUUGUAUCACCGUGUCCUUUUCCUCCUACCACCCCCGUUUCUUUCUCUUUCUUUCUUCCUCCUCGUCCUCUUAAUUUCUCCAUUUGAAGGUUACAAGCAUAUAUUAGCUUCCAGUUUAGUAGUCCCAGUGCUUCAAGAACUAAUUUUUCUAGUUCUGGUGCAGCAGAGACCAGAGCAGAUUAAGCUAGUUAUUAGCAGCUAACCAGAUUGUGUCUGGUUAUUGAUCAGUGAGCGGCAGUGUCGUUUUGAGCUUGGUGAUCGAGUGUACAUACAUAUACAUACGUAGGACAGAGAGAGAUAUGCGAAGAUGAUGCGCGGGAAGGACCAGAGACCUGCGUUCUCGCCGAUGAAGGAGUCCGCCGCGGUGCCCAAGGAGGAGGUGUGGGAGGUCCGGCCCGGCGGCAUGCUGGUGCAGAAGCGGGGCCCGGAGGCCGACCCGCCCCCCGGCGGCGCCCCCGUGCCCACCAUCCGCAUCAAGGUCAAGUUCAACGGCGUCUACCACGAGAUCUACAUCAACUCCCAGGCCUCCUUCGGUGAGCUGAAAAAGCUUCUGUCGGAGAAGACGGGGCUGCACCCAGACGACCAGAAGGUGGUGUACAAGGACAAGGAGAGGGACUCCAAGGCGUUCCUGGACAUGGCCGGCGUCAAGGACCGCUCCAAGAUGGUGAUGCUCGAGGAUCCCGCCGCCAAGGCCAAGCGCCUCCUCGAGGAGCGCCGGACCAGCAAGGCCGAGCGUUUCGCCAAGUCCAUCUCCCGCAUCAGCCUCGACGUCGACAAGCUCGCGUCCAAGGUGUCGGCGCUGGAGACGAUCGUGAGCAAGGGCGGGAAGGUCGUGGAGGCCGACGUGGUCACGCUGACCGAGGCGCUCAUGAACGAGCUGGUGAAGCUGGACUCCAUCGCCGCCGAGGGCGAGGUCAAGGCGCAGCGGCGGGUGCAGGAGAAGCGAGUGCAGAAGUACGUGGAGACCCUGGACGCCAUCCGCGCCAAGAACAAGACCGCGGCGGCGGCGGCGCCCAAGGCCAACGGCCACGCCAAGGCGCGGCCGCCGCACCUCCCGCCGCGGCCGCCCCCGGCGCAGCAGCACCAGCAGCGCCGGCAGUUCCAGCCGCCGGCGCCCACCACAGGUACCGCUCCGGCGCCACAGACGGCGACGGCGAGCUGGGAGACGUUCGACCUCCUGUCCUCUGUCCCGUCGACGUCCGCGGCCCCCGUGACGACCAUGGCCCCGUCGACCACCACCACGCCGCCCCCGAGGUUCGAGUGGGAGCUCUUCUAGAAGGUGCCUGCUGGUCCCUCCCGCCACAUGUGCGCCUGUCCAUUCGCUCGGCCGGUACCUUUCUUGCUCAUCUUGGCCAUGGUGCAUGUCACUCGUCAUUGUUUCUUCUCUUUAUUCUUUCUUUCUUUCUUUCUUUCUUUUCAUUGAGUGUAUGUAUAUUGAUCUCCAUUACAAAAAGGCAAGAACUGCAGUGAGCUAGUGUGAUCAGUGACCCCCCAUGCCAUGAAGAUGCACAUCGAUGGUGAUGGUGUCUGUCUGCAAAUAAGUGCUGGCCUUACAACGACGGAUUUCCCAUGACCAUGUAUGUAUAGUAGUGCAGUGUAUAGUGUACAUGAAUCAAACAAUCUCUCGACAUAUUUGUCUCGUGUCGUGUGUGCUGCAUGUAUGAUGGAUGAUUCAUCCUACAUUGUGCAAACAAAACAAUGCUUGAAAGAGGGAGAGUGUGGUGAGUAUUGCAAACAAAACUAGUACUCCGUAUAUAUGAAUCCUUAUUUGUUUUUAUCUUA